Paramormyrops kingsleyae is the source of this 2162-nucleotide messenger RNA. It is a transcript of the gene rtbdn, whose product is annotated as retbindin. Gene Ontology annotation, molecular function: riboflavin binding; signaling receptor activity; riboflavin transmembrane transporter activity. Lineage: Eukaryota; Metazoa; Chordata; Actinopteri; Osteoglossiformes; Mormyridae. The record is from RefSeq and is a predicted model, not a curated record. Gene Ontology annotation, cellular component: external side of plasma membrane.
GAGGGAGGAGAUUGGAUGGAAGAGCGGGCGAUCAAGAUGCCCUUCAAUAAAUCACAGAUAAAUUAGCCGCCGGGUUUGAGGAAGAGAAUAUCUCAUUCUGGCCGAGAGGAAGAGGGGAAGAAAGGGAAAACAAGAGGAAGGCGCGGCAGAUUGUCUCCAGCGGAGCCCCACAUUGACAGAGUGAAGAAAUGGGAGUCGCCCAAACUUUUCCAACACAGUUUCCAUUGGCCGUUGCAUAUUUAUUGACUCUUCUGAUUGGCUGGUCACAAUGCCAGGAUGGAGCGUGCCUGCAAGAUGGGAAACAUAAAGCCACGCCCAGUCCGGAACCUUAUCUGAGAGAUUGCACACUUUAUGCAGAAAAUGCAUGCUGUUCAGAAAACGAUAUCCAGGUGCCUACAGCUUCCUCGGGCCGCCUGGUUCAGGACUUAUUCUGGGAUGGCUGUGGACCCGUCAGCCAAGGGUGCAGGGCCUUCCUGAAACGCGUGGCCUGCUUCCACCUGUGCUCCCCAGACAUUGCCCGCUGGCCCCACCCUCGGCUCCCUGGUUCCUUUCAGGGUGUUCCUCUUUGCCACAGUUUCUGCAGGGACUGGUUCGACGCCUGCAAAGUGGACAGGAUGUGCUCGGGUGACGAAGGGUGGCUCUCCCAGAGAAACAACUGCACAGGCGACUGCGUGACCUACCAGCAGAUGUACCAAGAUGGCCGUGGCCUGUGUGGGCAUAUAGGAGCCGGAUCCUUCACGCCUGUGGAGGAUGAUGACAGGGAGGAGGAGAACUCGCCGUCCUGCGGGUGUCUCACCCUAAGCCCCACGGACAGGGAGGUGAUCGCCGCCCUUAGGGCCCAACAGGAGAACCCCGAUGAGCUAGACACCACCAAGGCCGGCCUGCCCCAGUACCGCGCCCCCUGUCCCAUGCGGGAGCGGCACAGGGGGACCACGCCUCCGCCCCGCGCCCGGAGGGACGGCAAGAACGCUGCGGUGAGCAAGCGCUCCGUCUUCGUGGAGGACGUGGAAGGCAGCGGAAGCGGAUUCUAACGGCGCAUUCCAGAAUAUUCUGGAAGCUAUAGGCCCAACCCCUUUUCUGUCACAUUCUUUUCAACAUCCAGCAUCACUACAAAAUCAAGGUCACAAAGGCAGUGCUCUGCGGGCACAUUGUAGUGAUGUACGUGUACAAUCAACUGCUGGUAGCUAAAUGUUAACCUCAGAUUUACAACAGUUACCAGAGCUAAGCCUGGCUUGCAUGCUUCAGUACCGUCUGCUCAGAUAAGCAGCAUCUUCUUGCCAUAAUCAUGAGACUGUCAGCCCAGCUUCGAAGGUGUUAGCAAUGCAGUGCUUUACUAUGCCAUCUUCACUCGUGGGAACCUCUAUAUUCUGAACAAAAUAAUACCUCCCGGAAAAAAUGGUGUAAACAUGUCUGUCUGGUAAAUCUAAACGUCUGUAGGAAACUGUAUGGAAGGGAGGCGUCGUGCGUAAUCCGAAAAGUCACCCAGGAAUGACUUCAAGAGAAGUCAGAGCGCACGGGGACAUCUGUGUCCUAAUGCUGUGUCCCCAAACCAUAAACCGUACAUCAUGAAAGACACGCUGCACGCAGAGAUGUGUGUUUACGUGACAAGUACCCAGGGCAGCUGAGCAAACAGCUUCCCGUCACAACCGUCUGCGCGGGUUUCAUCUGUGUGUUGUGUCAGGCCCACGUGUAAGCGAUCUGCUUGAGGGGACGUGGGAGGGGGUGCAGGACGUCACAGGAUUGUGAGGUUGGCCGCGGCUAAAAAAGUUGUGGAUUUGUUUGGGUCACAUGAAUAUGGACACCUUAGGUUAUGGUCAGCUGGAAGUUUGCAGAAAUACAAAGCCAAAGCGGUAAAUGUUGAGCAUUUUUGACCAGUGUGGCGUCUGGAUGACAGUGAAAAUUUAAGAUAUUUGUGGCUUAUUAUACUCAGUUAUGGCUAACACUGAGGAGACAUGUGGACUGGAUACGUGGGAGGGGGUGGAUCCCGUGUCAGUCAGCCUGGUUUGGGUAAUGCGACAGAAACAGGCCAAACGCCCAGUCUUUACCAGUACUGUCCGCAGCACCGACCAUCCGCAGCACAAACCGUCCGCAGCACUGACGGAGAUCACCGACAUCCAUUUAUAUGCACCGAUCGCUGAAUAAACAUUGUGUUUCUCUUUUCA